AUGAAUAUCUCAAAAUCAAAAAAUUCUGUUCCAUAGGAUAAAACUAUCAAAAUUCCUUAACCAGACAUACUUUCAAUGCCCAUUCAACCUUUAAGAAUUGAGAUGCUUUUAAAUCAAAAAAAUAAAUUAGAAACUCAAUAAUCAACCAAAACUUUAGAUAUCAUGAAAUAAAUUAAUUAAAGUAGCACAGGGAAUCUGAGACUUGAUACAUCAAUAAAUAAAUCCAAAGAACAAAUAUUAAGAAAAACUCCAACUAAAACUACUGCUAGUUUUCAUUAUGAUAAAACUCCUGAUAAUUCACAAAAUAAUUAAUCAUAUAGUCCUCAUACUCAUGCUUGCUUAAAACCAUAACUAAGAUAAUCAGAAGAUUAAUUAAAUGUUAAAAAUGUCUCUUAGUAAAAAUCCAACAUUCUUAAAGAAUAAUGCGAAAAAAUUGAAUAACUAAAUAUAUUAUUGAGAGAAUCAAAAUAAUAAAUAUCAUAAAAAGAAUAAGAAAAUCAAAAAUUGUAAGAAGCUAAUAUACGUUUAAAUUCAGAUAAUCAAAAAUUAUAUUCUUAAAAUGAAGAAAUGUUAAAAGAUCUUGAAUUUAUUAGAACUAAUUUUGAAUAGUAAAAUAAAGAUUUUAAUAACUUAAAAUAACAAAAUUUAUCAUUAUUAGAAGAUAUGAAAUAAUUAAAAAGCGAAAGAAAUAAAGUUAUUAAUCAAAAUAACAAUGAGUAACUUUUAAAUUAAAAAAAUAAAGAAAUCUCUUAAUUAUAAAAUGAAUUAAAUGAGCUUAGAUAACUUUUAUUAGCUAAGGAUUAGUCUAUUUAACAUUUGUAAUAAUAAUUUGAAAAUUUAGAAUUAUAAUAGUAUGAAAUUAUGAAUAAGUUGGAAUCAAAAUAAGAAGAAUUGUCAACUUUAAAAUAAUAGUAAUAAUUGAAUAUUCUAAAUCAAAAAAAAAGUAACUAAUUUGAAUCCUUAUCAAGAAGAUCAUCAGUACAAAAUGAAGUCUUAUUUUAUCAAGCCUAAUUGGAAUAAUUACAAAAGGAGAAAGACAUAUGUGAAUAAAAAUUAGUAGAAAUGUAAACAGUUAUAAAUUAAUUCUUAUUAAAAGAAAAAAAAGUUAACUAACCAUCAAACAAUUCACUUGUCUAACAGAAAGAAUUUAAUAAAAUGAAAUAAAUAAUUUAAAUUUAAAAAAGGCAAAUUGAAUCUUAAUAAAAAACUAUUAUGAAUUAACACUAUGAAAUCUAAAAUUUGUAGACUUUAUUGUAUUGUACUACUGAAUAAGACAUUUAAUUCAAUAAAAAGACAUUUGAUUCUAGUGAUCCAGAUAAAUUUUCACUUUAAUCUGCAGGCAUGUAAACAGCAUUUUUAUAUCAAUAGAUAUCAUUUAUAAGACAAAGAAAAUGAAAGAAAAGAUUUUAGCGAUAAUUUAGGAAUUCAUCAUAUUACCUUUUAACAGCAAUAAGGUUCGAAAUUUAUAAUGGAAGAUACUUUUAGAAAUUUAGAUAAUGAAUUAAAUUCCCAUAAUACUUAAACUGAUUGA
Molecule: messenger RNA, 1531 nt
Organism: Paramecium sonneborni
Lineage: Eukaryota; Ciliophora; Oligohymenophorea; Peniculida; Parameciidae
Source: the annotation of a GenBank genome assembly